ACACGUUGAAGUCCCCUUCUAACGGACACUAAAACCCUAACCCAAAACGCCCGCAUCCGAUCAGUUCAAGCUCUGGUGAGAUGCCAACGUAAAAGGGCAAAAAUCAAAACCCUAGAAAACCUUCGUUGAGAUCGAAAUCAUGGAGGUCGGUUCGUCUCAGUCUCAACCCCAGUCCACAAAGCAAAAGGCCGAUGCUUUACAAUCUCUCUCCGGUCCUUUUUCCUCUUCGAUAGCAAAGCUUUCGGGUUCUUCUCGAGGCAUACCACCCAAUAAAGAUUUUCACUUUUAUUACAACUUUAACGAGUUCAAUGCCCCGAUUACAGAAAUUGCCGAUACAUCGCAAUUAAUGCUCGAUACAAUCGGGUAUUCAUCGCAUUUAUGGGGCAAAGAAAUGGCCUUUCCUGAUGAAUUUGAUGAUGUGUACGACUGGCUUGUCAAUGUGAACGAUGAGUUGUUUGAGAGGUUUGAUGUGUCUGCGGAUGAGUUUGAGAAGUUGAGGAAGCAAGAAGAGGAAAGAGGGUCGAAAUUGAUGAGUUCGGUGGAUUCGGAAAGUGGGUUUCAGUUGGUUUAUGGGAAGAAGAAAGGGUUGAAUCGGUUGAUGGAGAAAGAUUUGAGUUCUUCGUCGUCGUCUUCGGCUGUGAAGGUGGCUUCUAGGGAUAGGAAAACGAUGGGGACGAAGCAAAAGAUUCCAUUUCAUAUACCCACAAUUCCGCGGCCUCAGGACAUGUUUAAGAUAGUUGUUAAUAAUUCAAAUCAGCCAUUUGAUCAUGUUUGGUUGCAGAGGAGUGAGGAUGGGUCUAGGGUUAUACAUCCACAGGAGAAAUUUUCUGCUUUGGAUUUUGUUGACAAAAAUGUUGUUGAGCCUGUGAAACCACCUCCAACUGAGUCUACUUCAUUCAAGCUUGUGGAAGAAGUCAAAGAUUUGAAGGAGUUAGCUGCAAAAUUACGUGGUGUGAAUGAAUUUGCGGUUGAUUUGGAACAUAAUCAUUAUCGAUCUUUUCAAGGGUUGACUUGUCUGAUGCAAGUCUCAACUAGAACUGAGGAUUUUGUCGUUGAUACGCUAAAGCUUCGCAUUCAUAUUGGUCCUCAUCUGAGGGAAGUUUUCAAAGAUCCUAUGAAGAAAAAGGUCAUGCAUGGAGCGGAUCAUGAUAUAAUGUGGCUCCAAAGGGACUUUGGCAUAUAUGUCUGCAAUAUGUUCGACACUGGGCAGGCCUCAAGAGUAUUGAAAUUGGAAAGAAAUAGUCUGGAGUAUCUUCUGUCUCACUUUUGUGGAGUUACCGCUAACAAAGAAUACCAGAAUGCAGAUUGGAGACUUCGCCCUCUACCUGAUGAGAUGCUCAGAUAUGCCAGAGAAGACACACACUACCUGUUGCAUAUUUAUGAUUUAAUGAGAAUCAGGUUGCUUUCUGCAUCGACUGAGUCUGAAGAUUCUGAUGAACCGCUGGUGGAGGUCUACAAGCGCAGUUAUGAUUUAUGCAUGCGGCUUUAUGAAAAAGAACUUUUGACAGAUAGUUCAUAUCUCUACAUAUAUGGUUUGCAGGGCGCUGGUUUCAAUGCCCAGCAGCUUGCGAUUGUUGCAGCACUUUGUGAAUGGAGAGAUGUUGUUGCCCGUGCAGAGGAUGAAAGUACUGGUUAUGUAUUGCCAAACAAAACUCUUCUUGAUAUUGCCAAACAGAAGCCUGUCACCACCAACAUGCUACGCCAUUUGGUGAAAUCAAAGCACCCAUAUGUAGAUCGCAAUCUUGGUUCCAUUGUCAGCAUCAUUAGGCAUUCAAUGCAGAAUGCUGCUGCAUUUGAAGCUGCUGCAGAGCUUCUAAAGGAGGUUCGCGUGGAAACGGCAUCUGAAGAAAACACGGUGUCUGCAGAUGGAAAUGAAACCCAACUUCCUGAAUCUCCUGCAAGAUUAACCACAACAGCGACAGAAAGUAUAGGUGGUGGCAUUUCAAUAAAUGAUAGCAUGACUAGAAACCCCCCAGGUUCUGUGCAUGUUAAGGAGUCUUUGGAACUUGGAAGCCGAACUGCUGGAAUUUGCAGAAAUGGACAAGAAAAUUCUUCACAUUUAGGUGCUCAAGCAACUGUUCAGGUGCUAAAGAAGCCAAGCCGUGCUUUUGGGGCAAUGCUGGGGAAUUCUACAGCAAAGAGGAAGUUUGAUUCCGAUAAAAAGGAAGAGGAAGAGCUCAAGUUGGGGCAGAUCAAAUCUUCAGUAAGCCUUCCAUUUCAUUCAUUUGUGGCCAGUGCAGAGCAGUCACAACCAGUUGUAAAAGAGCCUGCUAAAGUAUCAGAAAGUAUGCUUCACGAAGAACCUUCUUCCGUCAAAGCCAAAAGCUCUAACUCGGAUGAUGUUAUACUGAUUGGCAAUGACGCAAGUAUGAAUCAUGAUGAACCUUCUGCUCUUCACCCCUCAAGCUCUAAUUUGGAUGAUUUUAUAUUGAUAGAAGAUGACGAAAAUGUUGAGGAAGCAAUAACUGGCGAAAUAAAAAACGAACAGUUGGAGGACAGGGAAGACAAAACUCUAGGGUCUGAUCCUGAAAUGGGCGAGGAAGAUGAUGAGACCAUGUCUCUCUGCGAUCUAUCCUCCAGCUUUCAAGAGUGUUUCAAGUCAACAAAUCAAACAAGUAAACCCAAGCAAGCAGAGCAGUCCAAAGAAUCUGGUGGGUUUUUGCAGUUGAAACCAUUUGAUUACGAAGCUGCAAGGAAAGAGUUUAGGUUUGGGGAAGAUCGGAAAGCGAAAAAGGGGGAAGAGGGCGAUGAGGGUCAUAGGAAUAAUAGUAGACUUGAUAAAGUGGAUAGGAAAAAGAGUUCAGUUGCUGGUCAUUCCCGUAAUGAUGAACGAACUGGAGAUUUUGCGCAGGGUAGAAGGCGCCAGGCUUUUCCAGCAACCGGGAACCGAAGUGCAACUUUUCGUAGCAGCAGGUCGUAGUUAGUUUCAUGAUAAUCACUCAUCAGAAAAAGAAAAAGGAUGAGUAUGUUUUGUUGAUUCAUUGUUGCAAAAUGAAAAUUGAAAUCCUUUUUAAGAUCUGUCGAGCAUGAAUCAAAAGAAUUUAAGCUUGUGCACUGGUAACCAUUUAAUUAGCGUUAAUGGUCAUAAUGUUGCUUAUGUGGAGAUGAUAAUUUUGUAGAGGCACUAAAGUUCUCCUGCCACGGGGCGGCUUGCAUUUCUUGGAUUCUGAAAUUGAGAUGUGGUGAAGUUGUUUCUUGUUUGA
This is a messenger RNA of Camellia sinensis, 3203 nucleotides long. Its product is annotated as Polynucleotidyl transferase, ribonuclease H fold protein with HRDC domain-containing protein. The record is from RefSeq and is a predicted model, not a curated record. NCBI's taxonomy places the organism in Eukaryota, Viridiplantae, Streptophyta, Magnoliopsida, Ericales, Theaceae. Gene Ontology annotation, molecular function: nucleotide binding; 3'-5'-RNA exonuclease activity; single-stranded RNA binding. Gene Ontology annotation, biological process: poly(A)-dependent snoRNA 3'-end processing; nuclear polyadenylation-dependent snoRNA catabolic process; histone mRNA catabolic process. Gene Ontology annotation, cellular component: nuclear exosome (RNase complex); nucleolus.